UAAUAACAUAUUUACAGAAAUGAACUCGAGUAGGGAUAGCAGAGUGCGAAGAUCAAAGUCUCCGAAGCUGAUGAGCAAGAGGACUCGUUCUAAUAAUAAAUCCAAUAUCAAUAACAUAGUAAUUAAAAAGAAAGCUAAACUGAGACCUGUGCAUAAGAGUUCUUCCAAACUAAACACCUCUAAAGGAAGCAAGACUGGCCUGAGUAACUUGUCUGUCUCUCGCAGUGUGCCAUCAUUGCCAAUAAUUGCAGGCAAUGACUUAAAAACUAUCAAGGAAAUAUUUACCAGAGCCAAGAAGUUUAAGGAGAAGUAUGGCCGACAGAAAAUACCUGUGAAGGUUAUGAUGGCUGGCAAAUAUAGUUCAAUGGGACAUUUGAGAGUAUCAAGGAGUAUACCCAAAUACAGAAAAUUCCGGCACUCUACAGUCGGAAAUUCAUCUAAAAUCAAAAAACCUAAUAAGGAGCACAUACAUAAACUGAAGCUGUCUGCUGAUAAAAAUGACAUUGAAUGCUCCAAAGACCAAGAUGACUCUUUAACAGAGGUCCAGGAGAUACCGCCAACAAAAUAUAGAUCUGGGCCGAAAAAUAGUACAAAAUCAAAGAAUAAAUCAACCAGAAAGAAUGCUCAGAAAUAUCAAACAAAGUAUGGUAUUGAGGUGAGAAGAAAUGCAAAUGGAUUCCCCGCAACAACAUUAGUGCAUCGAAAAAUGAUUUCUAAGCGAUAUAAGAAUAUUAAUGGAAGCACUAAGGAUGACAGGAGUGAGAUGACAAGCUUAGCUUCAGGGAUCCCUUAAGAUCAUGUCUCCCUAAUGCCAUAUAUCGUAGGCCAAUCAUAAAUAGCCGAGUUGG
Molecule: messenger RNA, 848 nt
Organism: Moneuplotes crassus
Lineage: Eukaryota; Ciliophora; Spirotrichea; Euplotida; Euplotidae
Source: the annotation of a GenBank genome assembly